This is a messenger RNA of Mustela erminea (ermine), 3373 nucleotides long. RefSeq names its product ATP binding cassette subfamily B member 7 (gene ABCB7). The transcript has 16 exons. Gene Ontology annotation, biological process: intracellular iron ion homeostasis; transmembrane transport. Gene Ontology annotation, cellular component: mitochondrial inner membrane. NCBI's taxonomy places the organism in Eukaryota, Metazoa, Chordata, Mammalia, Carnivora, Mustelidae. Gene Ontology annotation, molecular function: ABC-type transporter activity; ATP hydrolysis activity; ATP binding. Bases 57 to 2315 code for a protein of 752 amino acids. The record is from RefSeq and is a predicted model, not a curated record.
UGGGUCCGCCAGCGUCCCACAAUCCUUUGCCCUCGGUUCCUCUUUCCUCGCUCAAGAUGGCGCUGCGCGCGAUACAAUCUUCACGCUGGGCAGCCGCCGGGGCUGCUUUCGAAAAACGCCGGCAUGCCGUGUUUCUGAUCCGACAUCUAGUCUCUGUCCGUGGCGCAGGUUCUCACUGGAGAUCACGGCAGCUUGGCGUUUCGGGAACCGCUCGAAUUUCCCAGAUCCCAGAGUCAUUAAGAUAUACUAUAUGGCAGAGACUGGGAAAAGGCAACUCAAGACAGAUACUAGAUGUUACCAGGGGUCUCCAGGCUUGGCCACUGAUAGAAAAGAGGACAUGUUGGCAUGGUCAUGCAGGAGGAGGACUCCACACAGACCCAAAAGAAGGGUUAAAAGAUGUUGAUACUCGGAAAAUCAUGAAAGCAAUGGUUUCUUAUGUGUGGCCCAAAGACAGGCCAGAUCUACGAGCUAGAGUUGGCAUUUCCUUGGGAUUUUUGGGUGGUGCAAAGGCCAUGAAUAUUGUGGUCCCCUUCAUGUUUAAAUAUGCUGUAGACAGCCUCAACCAGAUGUCGGGAAACAUGUUGAACCUGAGUGAUGCACCAAAUACAGUUGCAACCAUGGCAACGGCAGUUCUGAUUGGCUAUGGUGUAUCAAGAGCUGGAGCUGCCUUUUUUAAUGAAGUUCGAAAUGCAGUAUUUGGCAAGGUGGCCCAAAAUUCAAUCCGAAGAAUAGCCAGAAAUGUCUUUCUUCAUCUGCACAACCUGGAUCUGGCUUUCCACCUGAGUAGACAGACAGGAGCUUUAUCAAAGGCUAUUGACAGAGGGACAAGGGGUAUCAGUUUUGUCCUGAGUGCUUUAGUAUUUAAUCUCCUUCCCAUCAUGUUUGAGGUGACUCUUGUCAGUGGUAUUUUGUAUUAUAGAUGUGGUGCCCAGUUUGCAUUGGUAACCCUUGGGACUCUUGGUGCAUACACAGCAUUCACAGUUGCUGUUACACGGUGGAGAACUAGAUUUAGAAUAGAAAUGAACAAAGCGGAUAAUGAUGCAGGUAACGCUGCCAUAGACUCGCUGCUGAAUUAUGAAACUGUGAAGUAUUUUAAUAAUGAAAACUAUGAAGCACAAAGAUAUGAUAGAUUUCUGAAGACAUAUGAAACUGCUUCAUUGAAAAGUACCUCUACUCUGGCUAUGCUGAACUUUGGUCAAAGUGCUAUUUUCAGUGUUGGUUUAACAACUAUUAUGGUGCUCGCCAGUCAGGGAAUUGUGGCAGGUACCCUUACCGUUGGAGAUCUAGUAAUGGUGAAUGGACUGCUUUUUCAACUUUCAUUACCCCUUAACUUUUUGGGGACUGUAUAUAGAGAAACUAGACAAGCACUCAUAGAUAUGAACACCUUGUUUACUCUACUCAAGGUAGACAGUCGAAUUAAAGACAAAGCAAUGGCAUCUCCCAUUCAGAUCACACCACAGACAGCUUCGGUGGCCUUUGAUAAUGUGCAUUUUGAAUACAUUGAGGGACAGAAAGUCCUUAGUGGAAUAUCUUUUGAAGUUCCUGCAGGAAAGAAAGUGGCCAUUGUAGGAGGUAGUGGGUCAGGAAAAAGCACAAUAGUACGGCUGUUGUUUCGCUUCUAUGAGCCUCAAAAGGGUAACAUUUACCUUGCUGGUCAAAAUAUACAAGAUGUGAGCCUGGAAAGCCUUCGGAGGGCAGUGGGAGUGGUGCCUCAGGAUGCUGUCCUCUUCCACAAUACCAUUUACUACAACCUUUUAUAUGGAAACAUCCAUGCUUCACCUGAGGAGGUGUACGCGGUGGCAAAAUUAGCUGGACUCCAUGAUGCAAUUCUUCGAAUGCCACAUGGAUAUGACACACAAGUAGGGGAACGAGGACUCAAACUAUCAGGAGGAGAAAAGCAAAGAGUAGCAAUUGCAAGAGCCAUUUUGAAGGACCCCCCAGUCAUUCUCUAUGAUGAAGCCACUUCAUCAUUAGAUUCAAUUACUGAAGAGACUAUUCUUAGUGCCAUGAAGGAUGCAGUCAAACAUAGAACUUCUAUUUUUAUUGCACACAGAUUGUCAACAGUGGUUGAUGCAGAUGAAAUCAUUGUCUUGGAUCAGGGUAAGAUAGCUGAACGUGGUACCCACCAUGGUUUGCUUGCAAACCCUGGCAGUAUCUAUUCAGAAAUGUGGCAUACACAAAGUAGCCGUGUGCAGAACCAUAAUAACCCCACAUGGGAUGCAAAGAAAGAAAAUAUGUCCAAAGAGGAGGAAAGGAAGAAACUACAAGAAGAAAUUGUCAACAGUGUGAAAGGCUGUGGAAACUGUUCCUGCUAAGUUGCAUGAGACAUUUUUUUUUGACACAUUUGCACUGAAGCAGAAUUGUUUUAUUAAAAAAAAAUCAUACAUUCCCAUUUUCUAUAAUCCUUUUUAGAUAAGAUUUGUUUGAAAAGAAAUUUGAGUUUUACAUCUUUCACAAUAUUUAAUGUGACAUAUGCAUUUAGCUCCAAAUUACCUUCUUGUUACUGCCUUAGUUAUGCCUAAAGCAUGUUUUUUGUUACUAUUUCACUUUGCCCCAUUUCCGUUUUGGGGGGCCUGAUAGCCAUUUGAUAUCCAUAAUCAGAUGAAUUACAUUGGAUUCCAAAUUUUAAUAGUUUUUUUAUUUUAAGUCUCCUUUAUGCUUACAGUUUAGAUGAAAAAUAUCCAUUACUUUUUUUUUCUUUUUAAAAGAGGACAGUGUAGGUUCAUUGUUUCUCCUCUUCCCUCCCCGCUGACAUACUUCAAAGAUAGAUACCUACACCUUCAUUUUUUAAAGUCUGCCACUGUAUAGUUUUUGGAGGAAAAACCUUAAUUCUCAUGUAUGUAUGUAGAAUGUUCUUCAUCAUUAACCAGCAUCUCUAGCAGUGGGAAUUUUAUUUUUUCAUCAGAAUGAGUUAUUGCUCUUGUUUGGGACCAAAAUUUAUGCCUUUCUCUUUAACACUUAAAACCCUGAUGUAAUUUGACAGUUGUACUGGGAAUGAUCUAAAAAGCUUAGAAAGUUAAUUACCCUUCUAUUUCCAUCUUAACUAGAGUGCUUUUGCUGUCUGAAGCUAUAUGAAGAAAAAACUAAAUGGAAUGUAUGCAUACACAGUUAUGUGUGUGUGCACAUGCUCACAAUUGUAUAUAGAGCAACAACCACUUAAAGAUUAUUAAUGACCUUGAGGUAAAUAGGAGAAAGUUAAGUAUAUAUACUCUAGAUGAUUGGGACUUUAAUCAGUGACACGUCAGAAUUUAUUACAAGAUCUUCCCUUCCUUCUUCAGUAAUUUAAUGAGUUCCUUUAAAUGUGACUUAACAAGGAAGAGCCCAAACAAAAUGAUCAAGUUUUACUUGUUAAUAAAAUGUUGGUAUAUGUUCA